AAAGAUAUAAUAAAUUAAAAUUUAUGACAACCACAGACAAAAAGAAGUCUUAUGGUUACCGGUCUACACCGUGCGAAGAAUGCCUAAAAAAGUUUUUGAAAAAAAGUACAGAAGAAAAACGUUAUGCAAACUUUAAUUGGUGUUGCGAUGGUGUUGAUAGUGGCAGUGGUAAUAAUGGUGAUGAUGAUGAUGAUGAUGAUGAUGAUGAUGAUGAUGAGACUGAUGAUGAUGAUGAUGAUGAUGAUGAUGAUGAUGAUAUGAUGACGACGAUGAUGACGAUGUCUUACAACCAUUUCAUAGAGCACAUACAAAAAAUUGCACCCCGUGCUUUACAAUUCAAAACAGUUUGCUGCGUUUUUGCUGCAACUGCCCGUUGGUUGCUGUAGUU
Molecule: messenger RNA, 388 nt
Organism: Enterobius vermicularis (human pinworm)
Lineage: Eukaryota; Metazoa; Nematoda; Chromadorea; Rhabditida; Oxyuridae
Source: the annotation of a GenBank genome assembly